Messenger RNA from Humulus lupulus (European hop), 1011 nucleotides. Its product is annotated as protein neprosin-like. The transcript has 6 exons. NCBI's taxonomy places the organism in Eukaryota, Viridiplantae, Streptophyta, Magnoliopsida, Rosales, Cannabaceae. The record is from RefSeq and is a predicted model, not a curated record. The coding region runs from base 1 to 1011 and encodes 336 amino acids.
AUGGCUCAUAAUCCCAGUGAAUAUGGUGAGGUGAUCGAUUGUGUUGAUAUACACAAACAACCUGCUUUUGAUCAUCCACUUCUCAAGAACCACACUCUAGAGGCCAGUUCAAUUCAAAUUAAUCGCAUAAAGAGAGAAAAUGAUGAUGCCCUAAAAGCAUUACAAGUAUGGCGCAAGAAUGGAGAGUGCCCAGUGGGAACAGUUCCCAUAGUUCGAACACCAACAUCUGCCAAAUAUGCUCAAAAACCCCAUUUGAAACCUCAUUAUGUGUCAACACAACCUAAUCGGAGCCACGCUUUUGCAAGUGAUGGUCACGAGUAUGCCGAAGCAAUGUUGUUUGAUGGUCCUUACUUCGGAGCAAAAGCAGAUAUCAACGUAUGGACUCCAGUAUCACACGGAACAAUCAGUGUUGCACAGAUUUGGGUUGUGUCGUCCCCAAAAAAUUAUGACCAACUUAAUACAGUAGAAGCUGGUUGGAUAAGUGAUGGGUAUAGAAACACAGGCUGCUACAAUCUUGAAUGCCCUGGUUUUAUACAAGUAAGCAAGACGGUUGCUUUAGGUGCUAUAUUACAACCUAUUUCGAGCUAUAAUGGGAAGCAAGCCACUAUAAAUGUUGUCUUAGACCAGCACACGGAGAGUGGACAAUGGUGGAUGCAAUUUCAAAACGAGCCAAUAGGUUAUUGGCCCAACUCCAUAUUCACGUCGCUGGGGAACGGUGGCGAAACCGUGAGUUGGGGUGGAGAAAUUUACAACGACGGCGCUGGUGGUCAUCACACGGAAACUCAGAUGGGGAGUGGUCAUUUUCCCAACGAAGGCUUUGGUAGAGCAAGCUUUUUUAGUAAUCUUCAAUACAUGGAUAGUUCCAAACUAUACAAAGAUCCUGAGAAACUUAACAUUCAUGUCUCCAAACCUGUGUGCUACGAUUUGCUAGUUGGGCAAGAAAAGGUUGAUGGUAAAGGAACUUAUUUUCUCUUUGGUGGUCCUGGCUAUUCGGACAGAUGUCUAGCUUGA